Messenger RNA from Mycena indigotica, 1341 nucleotides. RefSeq lists its product as uncharacterized. The record is from RefSeq and is a predicted model, not a curated record. Bases 4 to 1341 code for a protein of 445 amino acids. NCBI's taxonomy places the organism in Eukaryota, Fungi, Basidiomycota, Agaricomycetes, Agaricales, Mycenaceae. Gene Ontology annotation, molecular function: N-acetyltransferase activity. The transcript has 2 exons.
GCUAUGUCGAAACUCCAACGUGUUCGGAAACUAGGCGUGCUGGAACAAUUUCACAUGAUGAGACAUACGCUGGGCCUCGAUUCUUGUGUGGUUGGCGUAGCACGGUACACAACGGCAGAGAGAACAAAACUCACGAAAGAAAUACUGUACCCCGCCCUCCGCGCAGUCAUCGAGUCUCACCUCGCGCUGGGUGUCCGUCUGGAGAAGAAAGAUAACAACCCCGACAACUAUUUCGCGCGACUGCCCAACAUAGAUUUGUCGCGCAUCGUCCAGUUCUCAGAAAGCGAUGACCUCCAGGCAGCCUUGGAGAGCCAGCUACUACAUGGCUUCGACACUUCAUCCGACAUUCCACUUUGGCGUUUGCAGGUCCUCACGGACAACACCGUUUUAUUCACGUUCCAUCAUGUCAUCGCCGAUGGGAUGAGCAGCAUAGCGUUCCACGUCCAACUUUUGCGAGCUCUGCAAAAGGCUGCUAUCGACUUUUCUUCAGACCCCGUUGUUCACGUUCCGCCAACAACAACAAUGAUUCCGGCUGUGGACCAAGCCACACGUGUUCGACCAUCGCUUUCACUCGUCGUCCAUGAGCUCUCCAAGCUCAUUCUACCCCAGUCACUAACCGCGGCCAGCAAGGAAUGGACCGCGAAACCAACUCCCCGAAUUCCUGAUCUCAGCAACACUCAUGUCCGAAUCCAGUCAAUACCUCCCCAGACAAUCCGAAACUUGCUCGUCGUAUGUCGUGCAAAUCAGGCGACCCUGACCGGCGCGAUCUACGUCUUAUUAGGAUGCGUAGUGUCGAGCCUUCUAGACGAAAAGUCGAAGAGGAAGUACAACAGAGUCGGAGGGCUCGUUGCGCUGUCGAUGCGGGGAAUGACUGGCAUUGACGACUACGAAAUCUGCGACCACCCGUCGGCCGUCAAUACGAGCGUCCCACUCGCCAAUGACUUUUCUUGGAACGAAGCCGCUCGGUUGGCUCAGCUAUUGAAAGGGCAGAAGAGCAAGGGCCGAGAAAAGAUCGGGCUGCUGAAUUUGCUUCUCGGCCGCUUCGACGUUUACUUCCACGGCCUUCUAGGCAGAAAACGCGAAGUAGGGUUCACGCUUUCGAAUAUAGGGCGGUGGACAGCUCCAGCGGUGGAAGGGAAAUGGACCAUUGGGAGGACUAUGUUUGCGCAAAGCGAUGUUGUGGUUGGCGGGGCGUUCAAUUGCAGCGUUGCUGGCGACCCAACAGGGGCAGUAAAUUUGACAUUCACUUGGAGUGAUGUCGGCGUGGAGACGGUAUGGAUGGACAACCUGGUGCCUUUAUUCAAGGAGAAGUUGUCCGAGUUGGCGGAGGGUCGUAGUUGA